Staurois parvus is the source of this 641-nucleotide messenger RNA. NCBI's taxonomy places the organism in Eukaryota, Metazoa, Chordata, Amphibia, Anura, Ranidae. The record is from the annotation of a GenBank genome assembly.
CCUGUUCUGUGUCCGCAGUCUCUGGUCAUCCCCUGUACUAUGUCCGCAGUCUCUGGCCAUCUCCUGUACUAUGUCCGCAGUCUCUGGUCAUCUCCUGUACUAUGUGUGCAGUCUCUGGUCAUCCCCUGUACUAUGUCCGCAGUCUCUGGUCAUCUCCUGUACUGUGUCCGCAGUCUCUGGCCAUCUCUUGCACUAUAUCCGCAGUCUCUGGUCAUCUCCUGUACUGUGUCCACAGUCUCUGGUCAUCUCCUGUACUAUGUCCGCAGUCUCUGGUCAUCUCCUGUACUGUGUCAGCAGUCUCUGUUCAUCUCCUGUACUAUGUCCGCAGUCUCUGGUCAUCCACUGUACUAUGUCCGCAGUCUCUGGUCAUCUCCUGUACUGUGUCUGCAGUCUCUGGUCAUCUCCUGUACUAAUGUCUGCAGUCUCUGUCCAUCUCCUGUAGUAUGUCUGCAGUCUCUGACCAUCUCCUGUAGUAUGUCUGCAGUCUCUGACCAUCUCCUGUAGAAUGUCUGCAGUCAUUGUCCAUCUCCUGUAGUAUGUCUGUAGUCUCUGUGCAUCUCCUAUAGAAUGUCUGCAGUCUCUGUCCAUCUCCUGUAGAAUGUCUGCAGUCUCUGUCCAUCUCCUGUAGAAUGUCUGCAGUC